UCAUUUGGCCAGCGGCAGUGGCACAACACACCAGAAAUUGUGGCAAGUGCGAACACAACUGAGUUGAGAGCUCAGGGCGCGAGUGGAAUAAAAUAUUUGAAAAGUUUCCAAAAAUUUAAAUAUAAAUCAAAAACACAGAAGAAGAAAACACGUGCAAAUAAUGAGCUAUAAAGAGUCGGCUAUUUUGUGGCUGUUGGCCCUGCAUUGCUGCAUAUCGUAUGGCGCAGCCAUACAGUGCUUUGUGUGCGAUUCGAGCGACAAUCCCAGUUGUGCCGAUCUGGGUUCCAAUUCGAGCAUAGUGCCGGAGACCUGCACUUUGGACAAAAUGAAGUCACUGGACACCUGGCUGUUUGAUCUGAACAAGUUCUCCUACUUCGAUAAUGGGGCCAACAAGAAUCCGCUAAUGAAUUGCCAAAAAGUUGUGGCCAGAGAUCCUGACACCAGAAAGAUCGUUACGGCUCGCUUUUGCCAGCUGGACACUGGAGACUCGGAUGCCUGUGAGAUUCUACGAAGCAAGCUGCGUAUCACCAAUGCGGGCGACAGCAGUCGGGAUCAGGGCCGGCGGGAGCGGGACCAACAGCAGCGUCGCAAGGGCCAGCAGGGCUAUGGCUAUGGCCAGGAAUCGUCCGAUAAUGACGAGGAAUCGGAGGAGGAUACCUUCUUCUGUGACAUUUGCAGAUCGGAUCGGUGCAACGGGGCAGCGGCAGUGACGUUGACUUUGGGUUCGGUGGCGGCAAUCCUUUUGGUAAACCUAAUGCCAGGGCUAAUACACUGUUGAAGGAGGUGUUGGUGGAUGUAUGGGUGUCUUAUUGGUAGCGUUGGUUGCAUUUAGGUUGAGUUACCGUUAGCGUUACCUUUACCGUUGCCGUUACCGUUUACUUUGUAAAUAUUUGAGUGCAAUGUCGUUGACUUGAACAAGCCCUUUCAAUGGCACUCGCCCUCGUCUCCCCGCAUCUACAGACCCACGCCUGACCCUGCUCCACCUCUCUCUUUACCCUCUCCCCAACCCCUAGCCAUGUAAGCACACACACACACAAUCACACACGUUCCAAUACACCGAUACAAUCCCACAAACACAGAUACAGACACAUACUCGACAACCUCAAAGAGAGAAAAGCUCAUUCGCUUUUAUUCCAAACAAAUAUGAAAACUUUCAAUUACCAGGAGAUGAGAUGUUAAUGGAAGGGAAAAUGGACCUCUAAGGGAUAUGCUUAUUCAAAUAUGUACUACAUACUAUCCCAUACAUACAUAUAUCCCACAUAUAUCAGGGAUGGAGGACCUGUUCCAUUAGCUCUUAUUGUAGCUUUAUUAUAUGUUGAUUGUUAUAUUGAUAAUUGUUAGGGAAGAUGAGUAUAAGAAUUCACCGAUUGCCUUUAAUUUUCAUAUUCAUAGCAAGCAAUAUAGAUGGGAAUUAUAAACAUUAAUACAUAUACAUAUGUAUUCUUAGGUAACUUUAAAUGUGCUUAAAUCGGAGAAAACAACUCUAAGAGAAUUCUAAUAUAUUUUAUGUUCAAUUACAGAAUUUAUGGAUUCGUUUCAUAAUGAAAUUCCUUCAAUGCAAAAACCGCACGCAGAAACAAUCAACAAACAAAUAUUAUACAAACAAAAAUAUGCGAAUUUAACAAACAAAAAUAUGCAAUAAAUGCAACUAAAUGUUCAAUUAGAAAUCAAGCAAAAAGAAGGAUAAAACCCAAAAGCAAUGCAAUAUAUGAUACGAUAUAUAUACAUAAAUGUAAACUGUAAAUCUGUCAAGGGAUGAGCACUGAGAUAUAGCUUAGAUAUGCCUACCAGCCACGCCCACAAUACACACUCUGAUUUUUAGUCAAGCAAUCAAUUCUGUUUAGUUCAUAAGCGAAUUCUCGAGUGGAACUAAGAUCGAACUAAAAUACUUAGCGAGCUCACGAAUAAAUGCUGUAUGACAGUA
Drosophila miranda is the source of this 1924-nucleotide messenger RNA. RefSeq lists its product as uncharacterized. The record is from RefSeq and is a predicted model, not a curated record. The transcript has 4 exons. The coding region runs from base 161 to 778 and encodes 205 amino acids. Lineage: Eukaryota; Metazoa; Arthropoda; Insecta; Diptera; Drosophilidae.